CACCCUCUCCUCUCCUCCCCUCCGCUCUCCAGCGAUGAAGGAAAAGCAGAAGCUUCCUUUCCCCUCCACCCCGAUAUUCUCUUUCUCUGAUAAUAAAAAAAGAGACUGAAAUUCAAACAAGCCACCGUUCAUUCCCUCGUCUUCUCGAGUUCAUCCGCCGAAACCCUUGCUCCCCAGGGGAUUAUGGAGGUCUAGGGCUCGGAAUCCACCGGAGCGACCAAGCUUGGAUUGGGGAGGACGGCCAGGGAUGUCGGGGCCCGUCGACCGGUCCGGGAGGCCCGGUGCAGGUUUUGAGGGCUUCACUCGUGAUGAUGAGAAGGAAGAGAGCAAAUCCGAUGAAGAUAACUCCGAAGGUGACAACAAGGCCAAAAAGGGGUCCUUCAAGAAAAGAGCGAUUAGUGCCGGAAAUAAAUUUAGGCGCUCCUUGAAGAGGAAGAGCAAAAAGAAGAGCGGCAAUCUAGCCUCAAUAGAGGAUAUAAGGGAUGUGCAAGAGCUGGAAACUGUUGAAAGAUUCCGCCUAUGCUUGCUUGAUGGGGGCUUGUUGCCAGAACGUCAUGACGAUUAUCACACAAUGUUAAGGUUCCUGAAAGCAAGAAAGUUUGAUAUUGAGAAAGCAAAGCAUAUGUGGUCAGAAAUGCUUAGAUGGAGGAAUGCGUAUGGGGUCGACAAUAUAGAGGAAUUUGACUACACUGAAUUAAAUGAAGUUAAGAAGUAUUAUCCACAAUUUUACCAUGGAGUGGAUAAAGAGGGAAGGCCUGUCUAUGUAGAACUAGUUGGAAAGGUUGAUGCCAAUAAACUAGUCAAAGUAACAACUCUUGACCGAUACAUAAAGUAUCAUGUGAAGGAGUUCGAGAGAAGUUUUCAGAUGAGGUUUCCAGCUUGUUCCAUAGCUGCAAAGAGGCACAUAGACUCGUCUACAACUAUUUUAGAUGUGCAAGGGGUGGGCUUAAAGAACUUCUCAAAAGAUGCAAGGGAACUAAUCAUGCGACUGCAGAAGAUUGACAAUGAUAACUAUCCAGAGACAUUGUGCCGCUUGUACAUUAUAAAUGCUGGGCAGGGCUUCAAGAUGUUAUGGGGUACAAUUAAAUCAUUUCUUGAUCCACAGACUGCUUCGAAGAUUCAUGUUCUUGGAAGCAAGUACCAAAAUAAGCUGCUUGAAAUAAUUGAUGAAAGUAUCAUGUCCAGUGAACUGCCAGAUUUUCUUGGAGGCAAAUGCAGGUGUGAAGAGAGUGGAGGUUGCUCAAAAUCAGACAAAGGUCCUUGGAAGGAUCCUAACAUAAUAGAGAGGGUCCUUAAUGGUGAAGCAAAUUAUGGUCAACGAAUUCUUGCCAUAUCAAGCACUGAUGGGAAUACAGUUUCUUAUACUAAGCUUCAUUCCUCAGCUAAAAAAACCAGUGAUGCCUCAGCCGAAUCUACAUCUGAUGUAGAAGAUAUUACGUCUCCUGAUGCUCCACUGGAUGCCAUUGUGAACCCUGAUUUGACCCUUCAUGAGCCAAAAUCUUCAGGACAUGCUUCAACUUCUGGUACUGCUCCUGUCGUAGAGGAAAGCGUCCCCACUGUUGUUGACAAGCUUGUGGAUGAUGUGUGCAACAGUCCAAGAGCCACUUCAGUGGCUUCUACCUCAGGUUCAUUCUCCUUGAGAAAUAUACGUAUGGCAUUGGGAGUGCUACGAACUCAGAUUGUUACUUGUCUGACAGUUUUUAUUAUGAGCCUCUUUAUGGUGAUCCGUUCUGCCCCAAGCAGAAUAUCUGAAAGGUUCUCAAGACAGUCCAUUGCCUGUGAUCACAAUUGUGGGGAAUUUCCCCAAAAUUUGGAGUUUAAGGUACCGUAUGUGUUAAGACAGCUUCGUGAACUGGAGGAGAAGGUGGUUGUACUUGAAGCAAAACCAUCUCAAAUGCCACUUGAGAAAGAGGAAGUGCUCAAUACAGCUGUUUGCCGUGUCGAUGCAUUGGAAGCUGAGCUGAUUUCUACAAAGAAGGUGCUCUAUGAGACAUUGAUAAGGCAGGACGAGCUGCUUGCAUAUAUUGAAAAGCAGGACAAAAACAAAUUCCCGAAGAAGAGGUUCUGCUUCUAAGUGCUGGAGUACGCUCUCAACUAUUUAUUUUCCUUCAAGACGGGUAUUCUUCUUGCCAAAUUGGAUGCAUAUAUUUGUAAUAUGUUUGUGUGUAAAGUUCUGUAAGUGUAUAUCACGAAUAGAAGGGCAGGCGAGCAUUUUGCCACGUCUUUGAUGUUCCACUGCUGAGUACUUAUAUUGUUGAUGCCUGGAACAUAUUUCGAGUCCAGAGAAGCAAAGUGUACAGUACAGAGUUUAUAGAAAUACAAAGGGUGUAGCGUACAGAA
Molecule: messenger RNA, 2340 nt
Organism: Triticum urartu
Lineage: Eukaryota; Viridiplantae; Streptophyta; Magnoliopsida; Poales; Poaceae
Source: RefSeq, a predicted model, not a curated record